Messenger RNA from Penicillium alfredii, 1617 nucleotides. RefSeq lists its product as uncharacterized. Gene Ontology annotation, biological process: transmembrane transport; basic amino acid transport. Bases 1 to 1617 code for a protein of 538 amino acids. Gene Ontology annotation, molecular function: basic amino acid transmembrane transporter activity. The record is from RefSeq and is a predicted model, not a curated record. The transcript is spliced from 2 exons. Gene Ontology annotation, cellular component: fungal-type vacuole membrane. Lineage: Eukaryota; Fungi; Ascomycota; Eurotiomycetes; Eurotiales; Aspergillaceae.
AUGGCGACAGAUGAACCCUCCAGAUCCCCGACAACGGAGCAAACGCCUCUGCUUCGCGAGGCCUGCCCCGCCGAUUCAGGCCCCGAAAAUGGAGCCCCCCUGGCCAAGGAAGCCAGUACAAAAGAGCUGGUUGUGAUUCUAUCGAGCAUAUGGCUUGGAGUAUUUCUCGCCGCACUCGACACAACGAUCGUCGCGACCCUCUCCGCACCCAUAUCCUCUUCCUUCAAUUCCUUUUCACUGCUCUCGUGGCUGGCUACUUCCUACUUGAUCUCGAAUGCCGCCUUCCAGCCUCUCAGCGGCCGGUUAACCGACAUCUACUCGCGUCGCUGGGGCCUGAUCUUCUCCAAUGUUUUCUUCGCUAUCGGCAAUGUGAUCUGCGGGUUGGCAAAGACACAAUCGGCUAUCAUUUUUGGUCGCGUUGUCGCAGGUGUCGGCGGGGGUGGUCUCACGGCCAUUUCCACUUUUGUGACCUCGGACUUGGUUCCCUUGCGCAAGCGUGGUGUGUGGCAAGGCAUUGGUAAUCUCUGCUAUGGGGCAGGGAGUGGACUUGGAGGGGUCUUUGGGGGAUGGAUCAAUGAUACCCUGGGAUGGCGAUGGGCGUUUUUGAUCCAGGUCCCGUUCCUGGCGGUCUCGUGCGUCAUGGUUGCCAUCAAGAUAGACAUCCCGGUGAAGAACUCGGACACAGCCCGGAUCCGACGAGUGGAUUUCCUCGGUGCCUUCACGUUGAUCCUGGCGCUGGUAUCCUUGCUACUUGGGCUCAAUAUGGGCGGCAACCAAGUGCCGUGGACGCACCCAAUUGUUCUCACCUCGUUGCCCCUAUCGCUGGUAUUUCUAGGCGCAUUUAUCUAUGUGGAAGCACGGAUUGCCUCGGAGCCUAUCAUUCCCGUUCGCCUUCUCCUGGAUCGGACGGUUGCCGCAGCCUGCCUGACUAACUGGUUUACGACGAUGGCAGUUUUUGGCCUUCUCUUCUAUUUGCCCCUAUUUUUCCAGGUGCAAGGGCUCUCGGCCACUGCUGCUGGUGUGCGAUUGAUCCCUCAGGCGGUUGGUACUUCCAUCGGAUCUCUAGGUUGCGGCGUUAUCAUGCGCGCCAGUGGUCGAUACAAGAUUCUCAACUCGGUUGCCAUGGCCCUGCAGGUCACCGCGGCUGCCCUGAUCUGCACACUGGAUCUCUCCACCCCUGCUUGGCUGCCCUUCCUCUACUUCUUUCUAGGGGGCGUCGCCUACGGAAGCAUGCUGACGGUCACGCUAGUGGCACUCAUCUCGGCGGUGGACCAUCAUCACCACGCGGUAGUAACGUCUGCAUCCUAUGCCUUCCGCAGCACCGGAAGCACGAUCGGCAUCACCAUCGCCUCGACUGUGUUCCAGAACACUUUGAAACUGGGACUAUGGUCCCGGUUUCGUGGUCGUGAGCACGCCGAAGAGCUGAUCUCGCGGAUCCGAGAUAGCUUGAAUGAGAUCCGCAAGCUUCCCUUGGAUUGGGUCCCGGGGGUUCUGAAUUCCUAUAUGGAUUCCUUGCGCGCUGUCUUCCUCACUCUGCUGGGACUCACUGUACUGGGGGCGUUGACUAGUAUUGCCAUGAGAGAGCAUACGCUGCACAACAACCUGGCGCGACGUUGA